GGUCGCCAAGUGCUCAUUCUCCAAUUCGCUCUCGAAUAGACUAACAUGUUUGCCCGCACUGCCCUUGUGAUUGCCGCCGCCUUGUCCAUCGUCUCGGACGCCUCCAAGAUGUCCAACAGCGUUCACCGGGAGCUCGAACUUUCAGCCACGGUCUCCAAGGUCGUCGUGGAAUUCAUGGACUCCAACGGCCCCGCACUGGAUGCGGUCGGUUCGAUCGAGUCGGCCUUGUCUCGCGGCGCCCACAUCGAAAACGUCCGCGAGUCGUUGGUCGUGCACGCUGCCAACUCGCAAGCGCCCGUCCUCGACGCCAUCAAGGCGUUCGCGACCAAGGAAGGCGCGAGCGCGAUCAAGUUUGAAUCGUUCUGGGCCUCCAACGUCGUCUACAUUGAAAACGCCCCCGCGGCGCUCUUGGAGUCCAUCGCGGCCAUCCCAGGCGUGUCGAAAGUCCGAACGGCCUCCUCGGCCCGCAUCCCCCCUGUCGUAAUCGAAGACGCGACCGCGGCGCCCCAAGCCAACGAAUGGGGUGUGGAAAUCAUCGGCGCGCCCAAGGUGUGGGCCAAAGGCAACAAGGGCAAGGGCAUCGUCGUCGGCGGGAUCGACACUGGUGUCCGCGCGACUCAUGAAGCGCUCAAGGCCAACUUCCGCGCCGACCACGGCUGGUAUGACGCAUACCACAACAACACGACCCCCGUCGACACGGUUGGCCACGGGUCGCACACGAUGGGUACGAGCGUGGGGACCACUGGCAUCGGUGUCGCCCCCGAAGCGUCGUGGAUUGCGUGCAUGGGCUGCGACUCGACAACCUGCCCCGAAUACGCCCUCCUCAAGUGCGGCGAAUUCAUGAUGUGCCCGACUGACGAGAACGGGAAGAACCCCGACUGCUCCAAGGCCGCCCACGUCAUCAACAACUCGUGGGGCUCUGACGAUGCGACGGAGACGUUCUAUGACGCGACGGUCGCCGCGUGGCGCAAGGCCAACAUCAUCCCGGUCUUUGCCAACGGCAACGCUGGCUACAAGUGCAGCACUGUCGCAUCUCCUGGUCAAGGCAAGCUCACGUUUGGCAUCGGCGCGACCCACAAGACCGACGCGAUCGCGUCUUUCUCGAGCCGAGGUCCUACCCCCGAUGGCCGCAUCAAGCCCGACUUGUCCGCCCCCGGUGAAAGCGUGCGCUCGUCCCUUCCCCGCAGCGACACUUCCUACGGUGUGUACUCGGGCACGUCGAUGGCGACCCCCCACGUCACUGGCGCCGUUGCUCUCAUCUUGGCGGCCAAGCCGGGCAUCAAGUACGACGAAAUCUACAAAGCGUUCACCUCGACCACCGACACCAAGACGCUGAUCCCCACCAACCAAACGUGCGGCGGCGUGUCCGAGCUCAAGUACCCCAACAACGUGUACGGGUACGGGCGCUUGAACAUUGACAGCGCGAUUGCGAGCCUGUCGUCGUCCACGGUCGCCCCCACGACCACCAAAGCUGCGUGCUAA
Molecule: messenger RNA, 1482 nt
Organism: Aphanomyces invadans
Lineage: Eukaryota; Oomycota; Saprolegniomycetes; Saprolegniales; Verrucalvaceae
Exons: 1
Coding region: 46-1482 (478 amino acids)
Biological process (GO): proteolysis
Molecular function (GO): serine-type endopeptidase activity
Source: RefSeq, a predicted model, not a curated record